This is a messenger RNA of Triticum dicoccoides, 826 nucleotides long. RefSeq names its product lysine-rich arabinogalactan protein 19-like. The transcript has 4 exons. Lineage: Eukaryota; Viridiplantae; Streptophyta; Magnoliopsida; Poales; Poaceae. The record is from RefSeq and is a predicted model, not a curated record. Bases 227 to 811 code for a protein of 194 amino acids.
GCCGCCGCCAUCUCCAUCGGGAUCCUCCCAAAUCCACCUCUCCGCCUGACCGCCUCCCUCGUUUUCAGCAUCGAGCCAACCACCUGCUCCUCCUCGAUCCAGCCCGUAGCCCUCCACCUCUCGAUCUCUCCCUGCCAACUAGUGCCUCCCCUGGAUCCCGUCGUCUUCGCGUGCCACGUCGGAGUUCCACCUCGCCGGAGCACAGGACCUCCUCUGCUGUCGCGCCAUGGAUGGCUGCAGCCAAGCUCACGCCCGACCUCCAUGGAGCCAAGAUCCCGCGCCUCCUCUUGUUCUUCUCGAGGGCCAGCACAGCUCACCCGCCUCCUCUGCCUCGUCCCCACCGCCGCUCAUCGAUCGAACCAGCAGCAAGAGCCGACGUGCCCUCCUCCCCAACCGCCUCGCGCCGCUGCCUCAUCAGCUCCGCCUCACCGGAGCGCGUGGCCAGGGAAUGGCAUGGCCGCCGUCGUCGUUCCUCCUUCGCCGCCUGGAUCCGGCGCCAUACGUCCGCUUCGUCCCUGCCGUCCCACCGGAGUCCCCUGCUUCGCCGGACCCCAUUGCUGCCUUCCGCGUCGCCGCUGCUCUGCCUGACGGGCAGAGGACCGCGCCCGCUUCCACUUUAGUGCCUCCCCGCUGUCCAGAUCGAGCGAGAGGAGCUCGCCCAGUCCAGCCGCGUGUUGACCGUGCUGGUCAGCUGCGUGGGCUGCCAGCCGCGCCAAGGCCCAGCACGCCAGCCCUCUGCUUCCUCUCCACCGACGGGCCUCGGCCUAUGGUUGCUUCUCUCGUUAGCUUCGGUUUCAUUCUGGAGUUGUGAGGAUUCAUUCGACCA